CUGUAGGCCUCGAGGGCUCAGCCAGACUUGCUAAUAUCUCACUCUUGCACUUGCCUGAUGCCAUUUUUGCAGCAUGUUCAUCAUGGGAUGAAAAACAGGCUGGAAGCCUUGCCUUCAAGAGAACCUGCGGCUUAAGCGGUGGAAUUGACUCUCUUCGCCUGCCCCCUCCGAAGUCGGGGCACUGAUCCAGCCAGCCCCAAAGUGCCUGCUGCUCUCCUGGGCGGGCCAUUCAAGGGGGAGGAAUUCAAGGGGGACUGUGGGAGGCCUUGACGAGGAGCAGCAGUGGAGCUGUGCAAGAUGGCCGCCCUGGGCCCCCAGCUUGAGGUGCUGACUGGAGUGCAAGAUGUGCAGCCCAAUAUUAAAACCGAAGAGCUAGACACCCUGGUGGUUGAACCCGAGGCAGGAGCAAAGGGAUCGGACAAGGCUCCUCACGUCCUCCAGGCUGGAAGCAUUCGGGAAUUUCUGCACAGGGCCUCAGGAAAGCAGUUCACACAGAUCCCCGGAGAGGGACUUCUCCAGCAGUGGGAAACCCAGUGGCAGGAGUUCCUGAGGACACUGGAGUCCCCCUGCUCAGGAUGGGGGGCCCCGCCGGUGCCGGUGGAGCCUGCCCCGUGGGACGACGCCAAGGCCUUCCUGGCCUCCUUCGAGCAGGUGGCCGAGGCCUGCCGGUGGCCCAAGGAGGAGUGGGUGGCCCGGCUCCUGCCGGCUGUUAGUGGGGUCGCCAAGGAGGCCUUCAAUAGCCUUGACAGCCAGGACAGAGAGGAUUAUGGGAAAGUGAAGGCGGCCAUUUUGCGAGGGGACUCUUUCAACCGGGAGAAGAGGCGCCAGCAGUUCCGGCACUUCAGCUACCAGCAGGCCGAGGGGCCCAGGGGCGUUCACAGCCAGCUCCAGGAGCUUUGCCACCAGUGGCUGAAGGUCGAGCGGCACUCCAAGGAGCAGAUCCUGGAAACGCUGAUCCUGGAGCAGUUCCUGACCGUCCUGCCGGAGGAAAUGCAGACCUGGGUGCGGGAGGGCGGCCCGGAGACCUGCGCCCAGGCGGUGGCCCUGGCCGAAGAUUUCCUCCUGAGGCAGCCAGAGGCGGAGGAGAUGGAGCAACAAGUGCCUGAGGAGGCAGACGUGAAUCUGCGUGAGGCAGCGGAGGAGACCUGCCAGGUUCCAGAGCCCUCAGAAGCAUCCGAAGAAGAAAGUUGGAAGAUGUGUAGUACAAACGAUGUCCGCGUCCUGCUGGAUUCAAGGCUAAACGAUGCUGCGAGAGAGGAUAAAAAUAACAAUAAUCAAGAUGUGGCUGCUUCACCCACAGAACCAAAGAGGGCAUCACCGCCCAGAAUGGAACAAGAUGUCUCCCAGUGUUGCAAGCAAGGAGAAGCUUCUGGAACUCCUAACAGGCCAGAGAGAGAGGCGAAGAAGAGUCCAAAGAGAGCAGUCAGCAAGAAGCUGAAUAAAACCCAGCCAGAGGUCCAGAAGGGUAAACAGGAGGCUAGGACCCCUCCGGGUGGGAAAAACUUCAAGCUGAAACCACCCCUUGUUUCUUCACCGAGCGUCCGGGCUGGAGGGCGACCCUAUAAAUGCAGUGAUUGUGGAAAGAGCUUCUGCAGGCGCUCAUACCUUUUUCAGCACCACCGGAUCCACACCGGGGAGAAACCUUACAAAUGUUCCUACUGUGAGAAGAGCUUCAGGGAGCAUUCCCACCUCACCAAGCACGAACGGCUGCACACGGGUGAGAAGCCAUACAAAUGCGGGGACUGCGGCAAGAGUUUCCGCCAGUCUUCCAACCUGCGGAAGCACCUGAAGAUGCACAUUGGAGCCCCCAUCUACAAAUGCUCGGACUGCGGGAAAAACUUCAGCCAGCGCUCCAAGUUCUGCCAGCACCGUAAAGUCCACAUGAGAGGGAAGAGCUACUCCUGCUCACGGUGCGGAGAGAGCUUUGACCAGGUCUCGCUUCUCUAUGAGCAUCAGCGGACUCAUGUCCCGGAGCAGGCCUACAAGUGUCCCGUGUGCGAGAAGACCUUCGCUCACCGUUCGAGCUUCCUGAAGCACAAAAUGACCCACACGGGGGAGAAGCCCUACAAAUGCCCCACCUGCGGCAAGAGCUUCAGCCAGUCCUCUAACCUCCAUAAGCAUCAAAAAAUCCACACGGGGGAGAAACCGUACAAGUGCCUGACCUGUGGGAAGUCCUUCACACAGAGCUCCCAUCUCAGUCUCCAUCAGAACACCCACAAGGGCUUCAAGUCGUACAAGUGCUUGGAUUGUGGGGACAGCUUCACGGAUCGGUCGCACCUGAUGAAACACAAACUGAGCCAUGCCGGAACAAAGGUGGCCACAUCGGCCUGAGGUUCUGUGUACUCUCAGAAGGCUUUUUAAAAGGAUUCGAUCUUACGUCUUCCUUCUGCUGUGAACUCGUUCAGAAGCCCCGACCUCUCCCUUAGAUUCCCCCAUCUGCAAUAUAUAGGAUGCUAAGACUGACCUACCUCACAGGUAGGUUGUGAGAACUGCAGAAACAGAAUGUCCGUGAGAUGCCUCUGGCAAGGGUCUUUUGCACAAAGAUUUAGACCAUUCUGAUCAUUAUAGGAAGAAAAUGUGUCAUAGGAAUAAAAGGGGGUGGCGGUGGGGACAGAUUGCCAUAUACCCUUCUGUUAAGAUGCUUUUGAUUGUUUUAAUUGGAUGAAUUAGAUAGGAAUUUUAGAUGAAUGAAUUUUUGAUGAGUUUUUUUUUUGUUUUUCCAAGUCUUGUGCACCUUCGAGACUGAUAUAUUUAUUAUGGCAGGAGCUCAAAGAAUUAUGAACCUUGCAAGUCUGUAAAGUAAACAGAGGAACCAUCGCAAGGCAGUGCUGGUGGCAACAUCCUGUGACUGCCGCACUAACGAGCGCCUGUUGUAGAAGGAAAACCAUUGUGUUGAUUCAGGCCACAGCAGAUGAAAGUGAAUUUCCAAUCAAUUGCAAUGCUGGGGUUUUAUGCUGGAGUCUCCCUUUGAAGCUUUUGUAUUCCAAAAUGUCCAUUUGGAAGUCAGCAACAGUAUUAUUCUCGGAGGCUGAAAUGUUCUUCCCCUUGAAAUGUUGUAGGAAAUAGUUUCCAAAGGACCCUUAUGAGCAGAAAGAAUGGGUGGCCAUCCAAAUCUGCUUCAGGGCCUAAAUUUGCUGCUCAGAUCGGUAACGAAUAGGAAGCUCUUCUUCCAGGGGACAAAAUGAGUCAAUGGCUCAACACACGAUCUCUAGGUGCUGUAAGGAAAAAUUGCCAUAUUGCCAAUGGUCCCCAUACGACUUCAGGAAUAUGGCCUCCAUCAACCAGGCCAGACCAACCUGCAAAGAGGAAAGGAGUUCUUCUUGCCAAGCUUUAACUUUUUGAUUCCAAAAGCUCUGUCAUGUUUAUUAUUCUAAUCAGUUAAUUUAAACCAGUGAAUCAGUUCUAAAGCUAUUUUAGGGCACAUCAUCAUCUGGGAAGCCAUAGGAUUUUUUACAGCCCCAGCUCCAAAUUCCAGUAACCUUAUUGCUAGGAUCCAAAGGACAAGAUUCUGCCUCAUCUCGGCUGGUGCAGAAGGACCAAGAUGGCUGCCUUCCUGAGAAUGCAACUGGGUUUGGAGAGGUGGAUGAGGGACGUGAGUGACAAAGAAGGGAAGGGAUUGGAACUGAGGAUUUAUGCCAAGUCCUGUCGGUAUCCACCCUCCUUUCUCCCCAGCAAUACAUCUGGCCAUCUAGAAAAAAAGACGUGAAGUGCAGGAGUGGCAAAAAUCGACAUCACGGCAUUUCUUACUGGGUGUAGGAUGCUUGUAGGCUUAGGUACCUCGGGGGGGGGGGGUGUGGAGGG
Messenger RNA from Varanus komodoensis (Komodo dragon), 3801 nucleotides. RefSeq names its product zinc finger protein 436-like. Gene Ontology annotation, biological process: regulation of transcription by RNA polymerase II. The transcript is spliced from 4 exons. Lineage: Eukaryota; Metazoa; Chordata; Lepidosauria; Squamata; Varanidae. Gene Ontology annotation, molecular function: DNA-binding transcription factor activity, RNA polymerase II-specific; RNA polymerase II cis-regulatory region sequence-specific DNA binding. The record is from RefSeq and is a predicted model, not a curated record. Bases 298 to 2331 code for a protein of 677 amino acids.